CUCAGCAUCUAACGGUGCUCAGCCGACUUGUCAUUGACUUCUGGUAAACCGGCGCCGACACCGGCACCGGCGUGCCUUGGGGUUGCCUUUAUCGCCGUCAACGUUGGUUCGGACAUAUCCCGCACCAGCCCGUUGGUACCAGCAUGUUUGUACCACCCUUGUAGGCAUUGCUGGAACACUUGUACCAACCCGGCCAAGGCCAAAAACUGCAUGAAAGUAGCGGAGUUGUUGGUGACUGGGUUACCGCCCUGCUGGUUCGAGACUUGGCCCUCAGUAGUACCAUGUACUCCUUAUGUCCCUCCGUUUCUCUCCUGUGGUUUGUCUUUCUCCCUGUCGUUCACACCGUCUUCUGCCUCGUCCCGUACUGGCGGCCUACAAGUGCUGCAUGCGACUGGCUGGCCUGCGUACCAUUCGUCGUCUGCGGCCUGGCGGUGUUGGAAACAUUUCCCUUUAUGCUGUCUACUGGCUGUACUAAGUUGACGAAUACUUACGCUCGAUUUGUCCUACGAAGCCUAGCAGUCUCGCUCAGCUGUUACGCAGCUCAUGCCGUAGGGUCCUAUGGUCAGAACAUACCUUGUCACAACGCAUAUGCCGCGACUGGUUUCUCUAUACAAGGUCUUCGAUUGACUGAGAAGGGAGCCGGCAUCCUUCGGUUGCUUGGCCUCGUGCCAGUCUAUUGAGAGCAUCUGGUAGUGGUACUCCCAGUCUCUCGUGUCGCCACAGCGUACUCCAAGGUUCCUCUCAUCGGAGCCCGCUCCGAAUCGGCUGUCAGACUC
Colletotrichum navitas is the source of this 776-nucleotide messenger RNA. RefSeq lists its product as uncharacterized. Lineage: Eukaryota; Fungi; Ascomycota; Sordariomycetes; Glomerellales; Glomerellaceae. Bases 282 to 680 code for a protein of 132 amino acids. The record is from RefSeq and is a predicted model, not a curated record. The transcript has a single exon.